CGACCAAUCAGAGAGGUGAAUGCUCCUGGCUACAGCACAGCAAGUCCACUUACUUCUCGAGCAGCUUGGUAAACUGUGCUACAUUGGAAUUAAGUGAAAUUUGAAUAUCGGUGAGCGUAUUCAGUAAACAUUUAGCUGUUCGAAGAGGCGAACACAGUGUUUUGACCGUGGUUGGUGCUCAGCCAGCGAAGUGGGAGCCAUGCCCGUCCCUGCUGGAUACAUCAGCGACUCACCCGCAGCGGCCUUCACAUCCUCGGCCUCACUUAUCCCGCCACCCCCUAUAAACACUCAGCAGCCCGGCGUCGUCACUUCGCUGCUGUACAGCGGCUCUAAGUUUCGGGGCCACCAGAAAAGCAAAGGGAACUCCUACGAUGUGGAGGUUGUCCUGCAGCAUGUCACAAUGGAAGAUUCCUACUUGUGUGGCUACCUGAAGAUAAAAGGGCUGACAGAGGAAUAUCCAACACUAACCACGUUCUUUGCUGGAGAAAUCAUCAGCAGGAAGCGGCCGUUUCUCACUCGGAAGUGGGAUGCAGAUGAGGAUGUAGAUCGUAAACACUGGGGUAAGUUUCAGGCUUUUUACCAGUAUGCAAAGAUAUUUAACUCGGACGAGUUUGACUACAAGGAUCUGAAGAACUCUGAUUAUAUUUUCAUGAGGUGGAAGGAGCAGUUUCUGGUUCCAGACCACACCAUCAAAGACAUCAGUGGCGCUUCCUUUGCUGGUUUCUACUACAUCUGCUUCCAGAAAUCCACAGCAACAAUUGAGGGUUACUACUACCACCGGAGUUCUGAAUGGUACCAGUCGUUAAACCUCACCCAUGUUCCUGAGCACAGUGCAGCCAUCUAUGAGUUCCGGUGACCGCCGUGGGCGUCAGGCGUCUCGUACUGGGAAGGCAGACAUCUGCGGAUGCUACUGAGAAGGAAAACGGACUCCCAACUUGGGGUUGAGAAGUUGAGACCAUCAGACUGUUGUGUUUUCUCUAUUGAAGCUGCUGAUGAGCAUGCAGGAUUCAGGACUAGUGAAUGUAUGGCCAAACGAAAAUGGGAGGAAGGAAAGUGCAUUUUUAACACUUGCCGGAUGGAGCGUGUGGAGUCUGAACCAGCAGCAGAGACUGUGAUCUCCUUUUACUUUGUUUUAAUGUCUGGUUUUAAAACACUUGGCGUCGUACAUCUACACAUUUUAUCAGCCUCGUUGGGGUUUCCUCAUCUCUGUUUGCAAGUAGGAACCUGUUCAUCCAACAAGAGUGAUGCACGCGUUCUGCUGGACAAGGACCCGUCUGCUCCGAUUAAAACCUCAACAGAAAACGGCCAAGUCAGAGGGGAGGAGAAGCAGAAGAGAAGUUUGUUAUUGGAGCUCGUUGAGUUUUAGGACAGGAGCUUUGAUGAGUCAAAAGCUAGAUAGACAGUAUUUUAAGCUAAACGGAGCUAAGCCAAGAGUAUAUUUUCUGGUUUUACUCUUAAUGGUGAAAGAUGAGGGGCACUUUGUAGAAGAUACAAUCUGCGAGAUUCCUGAAAGAAGCUUUUAUCUCCGCUCCACAUGGUCUUGAGCUCACGUUUGAGGUGAUCACAUAGGAUUGCUGUGGAUUUUCUUCUUCUUUGCACAGAUUAUAGGUUACUAAUGUUUCUACACACCCCGAUACUCAAACGGUCAAGUUGGAGUUUUACCUCGAAGAGUUCAGAGCCAAAAAUGGUCAGAUGAAAGGAGUCAAACCCUCUUCUUGCUUUUGACAUAAAAACUUUGACUCGUUUUGUUUUUAGUAGAUCCCUCCGUUUGUUUCCCCUCAACUAUGCAACACUUUAGAUUUCCAAACACAAGACCCUACGUCUUCAGAGGUGAAAUUUUAUUCUAUCCUAAUAUAUAUAAAUAUAUAUGUUAAAAAGUAUUCUCUUCAUGAAAAGAAAAUAUUUUUGUUAAAACGAUGACACACUCCUCCCAGAUCAUGUCCCUCUUCCACGUGACUGUGCCAUCUUUUUCGAAGCUUGCCAGAGUUGUGAAUACGUCUGGACUUGAUCAAUGGUGUGACUGUAACGAGUGGAUCUAAAGAAAACUAAAGCAAACCA
Messenger RNA from Nothobranchius furzeri (turquoise killifish), 2058 nucleotides. Its product is annotated as glucose-induced degradation protein 4 homolog. Lineage: Eukaryota; Metazoa; Chordata; Actinopteri; Cyprinodontiformes; Nothobranchiidae. The record is from RefSeq and is a predicted model, not a curated record. Gene Ontology annotation, biological process: protein catabolic process in the vacuole; protein targeting to vacuole; proteasome-mediated ubiquitin-dependent protein catabolic process. Gene Ontology annotation, cellular component: GID complex.